Molecule: messenger RNA, 27993 nt
Organism: Nannizzia gypsea CBS 118893
Lineage: Eukaryota; Fungi; Ascomycota; Eurotiomycetes; Onygenales; Arthrodermataceae
Exons: 6
Coding region: 1-27993 (9330 amino acids)
Biological process (GO): secondary metabolite biosynthetic process; amino acid activation for nonribosomal peptide biosynthetic process
Cellular component (GO): cytoplasm
Molecular function (GO): phosphopantetheine binding; catalytic activity
Source: RefSeq, a predicted model, not a curated record
AUGGGCUCGAGUCCGCAGCGGAUUGCCAAUGGAGGCCCAGCAAGCCAUGCGGCCAAAGCUGAUAUCAACGACAUCAAGCAACUCCAACAAUGGAAUGGCAAAAGCGUUCUCAAAGAUGAUACUCUGCGUGUACACGACUUGAUCCAGGCGCAUUUUGACAGCCAACCGUCGGCUCCUAGUGUUUGCGCUUGGGACGGUAGCCUGACGUACCAUGAGCUGGAUCAGCUUUCCUCCGCGCUGGCCGACGAGCUAGUGGCACGAGGAGUUGGCUGUGAGGUGGUUGUUCCCUUGUACUUUCAGAAAUCAAAAUGGACUGCCGUGUCCAUUCUUGCUGUCGUCAAAGCCGGGGCGGCCUUCGUGCUGCUCGACGACUCACACCCCUUGCCCCGGUUGCGGGAGAUCUGUGAAGAGGCGUCUGCAACAAUCGUGCUGGCUGCUAGCAGUCUCCGAGAAGAAGCCCUACAGUUGGCAGACGAAUCCUGCCUCAUCCUAGUUGGAGAGACACAAUCACAGCAGUGGCAUCAGAGCAGUAAUCAGUCCUGGAGAGCAUCGCCUGUGACGGGAUCCAGUGCUCUAUAUAUUGUUUUCACCUCUGGCUCUACAGGGAAGCCAAAGGGUGCGGUUAAUGAACAUGCCGCCCUCUGCGCCGCGGCAAAGGCAUCAGGACAAGCCUUAGCUAUGAGCGCCCAGACAAGGGCCUUUCAAUUUGCUUCAUACGCCUUCGACCCAACAAUCAUGGAUUUUCUCCGGACUUGGAUCUACGGCGGAUGCGUCUGUAUUCCAUCGCCGGGCCAGGCGAAGAAUGACAUUGCCGGCGCCAUCUCCCAGUUCGGGGCCAACCUCGCCAGUCUCACACCCUCGGUGGCCAGGCUGCUGGAUGCUGACACGCUGCCGGACCUGCGAGUACUGGAGUUUGCUGGAGAACCCAUGCUCCAAAGCGACGUAGAGAAAUGGGCAGACCGAUUGCUGCUCGUCAAUGCGUACGGUACCGCAGAGUGCUCGGUUUAUUCUGUAAUUUGCUCUCCAGUGCGCCCCGAUGGACACCCGCACAACAUCGGCUUCGCUGCUGGUUGUGUGGCCUGGAUCGUAGACCCGGACGACCACCACGUUUUGCUCCCCAUCGGCCAGCCGGGAGAGCUAGUGCUAGAGGGUGCCGGUGUAGGGCGAGGGUAUCUGAGCAACAAGAAGCUGACAGCGGCUUCCUUCGUUUUUGACCCGCCGUGGCUGCGCCAGUUCCGGGGUGAAGGGUCUCAUCGUAUCCGCCUGUAUAAAACGGGCGAUCUGGCGCAAUAUCAACCUGACGGAUCUCUUCGCUGCCUUGGCCGGAAGGAUACCCAGGCCAAGGUGCGUGGGCAGCGCAUUGAGCUGGGUGAGGUUGAAUGGUAUAUUGGAGACCUGCUUGACCCGCGGCCGCAUCAAGUGGUUGUAGACAUGGUCCAGCUAGAUCGUGGUGUUGGUACGCAUGCAGUCCUCGUGGCAUUCGUGCGGUUAGGGGAUACCCUGGCCGAAGAGUCCUUGCCCGCUGAGUUAUUCGCCGCGCCUACAGACGCCUUUCGCCUUCAGAUGGAAGAGGUUGAGACGGAACUGAAAGGUCUGUUGCCUGCAUACAUGGUUCCUGGAGCCUUUGUUGCACUCAGCUAUAUCCCCUUGUCCAUAUCAGGCAAGACAGAUCGUAGGCGGCUUCGAGAGGAGACUGCUAGACUUUCAUGGACCGGUGUUGAAGUAUACAUGCUGCACCAGCAGAGCAGACAUUAUUCUCCAAAAACAGUUAUCGAACGGACACUCCAGGAAUCAUUUGCCUAUAUUCUAGGCCUGAAGACCGAGGAACUCAGUCUGCAUGACUCCUUUUUCCGCAGAGGAGGUGAUUCCAUCUCAGCCAUGCAGCUCAGUGCUCAUUGCCGCCGUCGAGGGCUCUCCGUCACGACCCAGGACAUUUUUCAAUACCCUACUCUUGCUGAAUUGAAUGCCAGAGUACUUGUACAGAUGAAUUCUCAAACCUCCUCCUCUACAGUCCUUCCCUUCCAUCUCUCCCCAGUACAACACAUUCUGCUUCAGGAGAAGAGCUCGCCUCUCCAGGCUUUCACUGAGAGCCUCUUGCUGCGUCUGGCGAAGCCCAUCACCCUAAUUGAACUGGAAUCCAUGGUACAGGCUAUCAUAUAUCACCAGCCCAGCUUGUCCAUGCGGUUUACUCAUGGAGAAGAUGGCCAAUUGAUGCAGACAGUGACACCUCUGAUCCGAGGAUCGUACCAAUGCUCCCACAUUCAAACCACUACCAAUGCACCUUUGGCCAAGCUAGAUCCUCGCCCAGAUCGGAUCAACCUGGAAACAGGGCCAAUUCUCCUGGCUGAUUUAAUCGCCAAUAAGGAAGAUAAUACUCAGCAUAUACUCUUAGUAGUUCCACAGGUCGUUGUUGACGCUCCUUCAUGGCAGAUAAUUAUCAACGAGCUAAACAUCUGUUUGGCUAGUGGUGGCCCCUCAUCAUCAAUCGCAACUGGCUCAUUUCAGUCGUGGUGCGAGGCCCUUAAACCACAUAUCAAUGGACAACCACCCGUUGAAUGCCCUCUAUCUGGCUUUUGGGGCCCAGUCGAUACCAGCAGCAUGAAAGGUAGCGGGACCAUCUUAGCUGAAUUUCAUUUAGACCCCGCCAGAACUAGCUUGAUACAUCAGAGGGGCGAACAUGCCCUUCGUGCAGAGCUGGCGGAGAUACUUUUGGGUGUCUUUCUGUAUGCCUUCAGGGCUACCUUUCCAGGACGGGACGGCUUACAGGCAUUCAUUGAAUGCGAUGGGCGAACAGUAUAUGAUUCAGAGGUCGUCGGCCAGUUCACAACCUACACUCCUCUAAUUUUGGAAGCGGGCCAUGAUGGUGAUGUGGUUGAUAUGGUACGUCGAAGCAAGCAUGCUCACCGAAAAGCUAAGGACCAUACCACCCAUUCUAGGCAGAUACUGCCUAUGGAGGCCAUCUUCCGCUGGAAACAAGUUACCGAGCAGCAAGAAGGGCUUUACCUCCAAAAGAUACCACUACCUCCAAAUAAUAGGGAAGUGAAUCCUCUAGCACAGAAGCCAGCCCCUUUUGAGCUUUCUGUGAUGCAAUCUGGCAGCUCCCUUGACGUGUCCCUGGCGUAUUCGAAGCGCAUGCUGCACCAAGACGCCAUUAGCCAAUGGUUCCGCCUUUCCCAAGACGCAUUGGAUGAGUUGCUAAUGCGGCUAGAAAACCUCCCUUUCCAACCAACACUCAGUGAUUUCCCGCAGCUGUCCAUCACGUCGACGGAGCUAGAGUCCCUGAUACUUGAUACCCUAGCCCGGAAAGGUAUUUCCAGUCCGUCUGACAUCGAAGACAUCUAUCCUGCCUCUUUUAUCCAAAAUGGAAUGUUACUGAGCCAAGCCAGAGACCCCCGGGCCUACUGGUCCCGUAUGUCGUGGGAUGUGCGCUCUCGGGAUGGGACAGUAGUUGACCUGCACAGACUCGAAGAGGCAUUGCAACUGGUAUCCAUGAGACACUCUAUACUCCGGACUCUAUUCGUACAGGGCCAAGAUGGUUCAUACUGUCAAGUCCUGUUAAAGAGCCCGUCUCUUCCAGUCAAGAUCCUGCCGUUGGAGGCCGGGGGGCAAAUCCAAGGUGCUAAAGAUCGGGUCUUGAGUGACCUAAAAGAACAGACAUUGCUCCCUUGGAGCUUUACUCUUAGGUCCUUGGGUGGCGGCAAUGCAACGUGCGAGCUUAAGAUAAGCCAUGCUCUUAUGGAUGGCGAGUCAACGCAAUUGUUAAUCCGAGAUAUUCAAUGUGCGUAUGAGGCAGAGCUGUCACGAACAUCCCUUCCAUCAUAUAGCCGCUAUGUCAACUAUCUGAACCAGGUCGAUCGGGGCCCAGUACUCCAAUAUUGGAAAACCUACCUUGAGGGAACCGAACCGUGUCACUUUCCAUCAUUUCCGAGCGCUCAGUCCACCACAAUGACCGAUAAACUUGUGGACCUUGAAAUUAUUAUCGAGGACACUCCCCAGCUGUUUUCUUUUUGCAAUGAAGAGGGUAUUACACUCUUCAACAUGGUUCAGCUGGCAUGGGCGAUCGUGCUGCAAUGCUACACGGGCAACAAGACGGUUGCCUUUGGGUAUUUGACUUCUGGCCGGGAUGUACCGAUUGACGGUGUAGAGGACAUGGUGGGUCCCCUUAUCAAUAUGUUGAUUUCCCGAAUCAAUCUUCAGGGUGACCUGAGCGUCCGGCAGCAUUUGCACGAGUGUCGGGACCGGUACAAGCAGAGCCUUCCCAACCAGCAUUGCUCCUUGGCUGACAUAUACUGUGCCCUGAGGCAUUUUGGCACACCCUUGUUCAACACUAUAAUCACUUACCAAAAGUUGCUCCCCAUUAGUGCCAAUCCCACCAUCGAGUUCCAUGAGACACUUGAUCAACAGCCCACGGAGUUCGAUAUUGUUUUAAACGUCAAGACCGGCCACAAUGAGGCAGCUGUCUCAUUUACCUACUGGGGAAAUAAGAUCCCCCCUGAUUUGGCUCGCAGCAUAGGACGCACUUUCAGCACCGUACUUGGAGAGAUUACAAGGCAGCCGAACGUGCCUGUGUCCGAAAUUAACCUGGUUGGCGACGCAGAUAAGGCCCAAAUCAUGAGUUGGGACAGACCAGCUCCCACGGUGAAGGUUUGUAUUCACGAUUUAGUGAGAGCAGAAUGUCUCGCACAACCGGACCGUCUAGCAAUCGACGCAUGGGAUGGCAGCCUCACAUAUCAACAGCUAUGGGAUCAUUCCUCCUCGCUCGCUAUGUACCUAACAGAGCAGGGAGUUGGACUAGAGACACCCGUGCCAAUUUGCCUUGAAAGGUCCGUCUGGGUACCUGUUUCUAAACUCGCUGUCUUAAGAGCGGGAGGCAUAUGUGUGCCCCUAGACCCCAGCGCUCAUGUGGAGCGCAUUCAAACGAUACUCGAGGAGGCAACGCCAGAUAUGAUCCUCGUCUCACCAACAACAGUUGAUAUUGAUUUCCAAUCCUCUGCGAAAAGGAUCGUUAUUUCUUCAGAAGUGUUUCAACACUCCGGUACGCAAAUCCAAGGUCCAACUUCACCUUCCGAACCAAGACACGGCGCAUAUAUCUUGUACACCUCCGGCAGCACUGGCCGUCCCAAGGGUAUCAUUCUUCAACACGAUGGACUUUCCACGAGCAUACGCGAGCAGAGCCGCACCUUGAGCAUUGAUGGUGAGACUCGAGCACUACAAUUCGCCUCCUAUACAUUCGAUGUUAGCAUUUGGGAAAUCUUUACCAUCCUAACCUCAGGGGGAUGUGUCUGCAUUCCUUCCCAACAGGCAAGAAUGAACGAGCUGGCGGCAUUUGUAUCCAAGGCAAAAAUUAACUGGGUUGCUUUUACCCCAUCUUUUGUUCGACUUUUCCAGCCCAGUGACUUCCCCAGCGUGCGCACAAUGAUUCUAACUGGAGAGGCCCUACCCCAAGACAUUGCAGAUACUUGGUCUAGUAAAGUCAGGCUUGUUAACGCGUAUGGGCCUACCGAGUGCACCAUUUGCACUGUGCAGCCCAUAGAGACCGGUCGAUGGAUCGUAGGCACAAUUGGACGACCUGUUGGGGGUUCUGGCUGGAUUGUCGAUCCAUCUAACAUCAAUCGACCCAUGCCUAUUGGUGCGGUUGGAGAGCUUAUAUUUGAAGGGCCUGUGGUCGCUCGUGAAUAUUUUCGCCGGCCUGAUGCCACACGGGGUGCCUUUAUUUCUACCAGAUUGUCCUGGCUACCUACGCCUUCUCCUUAUGACGGCUGUCGGUUGUAUAAAACCGGUGACUUAGUGCGUUAUAAUGCGGAUGGCUCGCACCGGUACUUAGGACGCAAGGAUAAUCAAAUCAAGCUUCGUGGUCAUAGAAUUGAACUAGAAGAAGCAGAAUUCCAUAUUCGGCGCUAUCUUCCCUCAGGAUACAACGUCGUGGUCGAUGUUAUCCACCCUACCGACCAAACAACAUCUAGCAUUUUGGUUGCGUUCAUUAACGAUGAGGCGAAUACAAGCCAGACUGACCAGCAGCAACCACUUUUAAUGCCAGCAAGUGACAGCUUCUGCUUGCUGUCUCAAGGUAUCCAAACGCAGCUGGCCGUUUCCAUGUCCAGCUACAUGAUACCCCAACUCAUGAUCCAGAUUUCGAUGAUUCCGAAAACCAAGUCGGGCAAGACAAAUCGUCGUGCCAUUCGAUUAGCUGCAUCUUGCUUAUCUCGCAGCGACCUCGAGUCGCUAGUGGACGCCAGUGGAGGGAGCGGAAAGCUGCAGCCUACAACCGCAAACGAGGAGCUGAUGCAAAGUCUCUGGGCUAUGGCACUUGCCCUACCGACGAAAAGAGUGGGUAUUAGUGAUAAUCUCUUUCAGCUCGGCGGCGAUUCCAUCACAGCCAUGAAAAUCGUUGGCCUUGCUCGUGCAGCAGGCUAUACCUUGGUUGUCUCUGACAUUUUCAGCAGGCCCACCCUAUCAAGCCUGGCGGAGGGGUUGGAGCGCUAUUCUCCGUCAUCUGCGCAAAACGUUGCUCCCUUCAGCCUAAUUCCCUCUGGAGACGACGUAAGCGCACUUAGUGGGAUGGCAAUGAUCGAGUGCCAGACAUCCUCUGACGAUAUUGAGGACAUUUAUCCAUGCACAGCGCUCCAGGAAGGCCUUAUGAGUCUUACUAUCAAGCAGCAGGGGUCGUACGUCGCGCAGUACCAGCAUCGCAUCGAUCCCAGUGUGGAUGUUCCUCGCCUUGCAGCCGCAUGGGAUAUAAUUGUUGCGGCCAACCCCAUCUUGAGGACACGGAUUAUCCAGUCGCAGUCCGGCCGUACAUUCCAGGUUGUCUUGAAGCAUGGCCCUUCAUGUGUGGUAGAGUCCUGCAGCCUUGAGGAAUCUAUGAAGUCCGCGAAGGGGGCUAAAAUUGCCCUGGGAGUACCACUGCUAAGAUCCGUCAUCGUCUCACAAGAGUCUGAGACAUUUUUCGUCCUCACUAUACACCACGCCGUCUAUGACGGCUGGUCAAUGACCCUCCUACUUGAGCAGUUAGAGUCGGCCUAUGCAGACCAGGCCUUGAAGCUCCGGCCAUUCACAGGUUUUAUUGAAUACCUAAGCCGUAUGGAUAUAUCAGCCCGUGAUCAAUUUUGGCGCUCUCAGUUUAUGGACUUGAACUGCGGUGUGUUUCCUGCGCCCCGGGCUCAGGUCGGCCGUGCCAAAAAGCCCGCUACUCUGCAGUUCGUAGAACACAGGCUAGAGACUCCGGUCGUGGAUUCCAAGUUUACCCUUUCUACUAUAGCCCGUCUGGCCUGGGCUAUAGUACUGUCCGAGCAUACCGGUUCGCGUGAUGUUGUUUUUGGAGCGACAGUCGCAGGGCGUAGUGCACCUGUUAGAGACAUUGAGCAGAUGACGGGCCCAACAAUGGCAACAGUCCCGUUCAGAGUGCAUAUUAGCCCAGCAGAUUCUGUGCAGGAGUCAUUAGAUAAGGUCCAAGCUCGAACCAUUGAAAUGAUUCCAUACGAGGCGACAGGCCUACACAACAUCAAGGCUUUAGGAGCAGACUCUGCUGUUGCCUGUCAAUUCCAAAACCUCCUCGUCAUCCAGCAGCAGCAAAGCUUCUAUCAGCCAAAGCUUAUGCAUGAGGUCCAGCGAUUUGCGGAAAAUAUAGCCACGAUCAACACAUAUCCAUUGACUCUGCUUUGCAAUCUCAAUGGAGACCACAUUUUGAUUCAAACAUCUUUUGACCCAGCAGCUCUGAGUAAAGCAGAGGCUGCAACAUUAUCCUAUCAUCUUGGACGGGCAAUACUAGAGCUAGUCGAAAAGCAAUCCUUGAAGUGGGGAAUAGGGCCAGAAGUAUUCGUCCCUGUAUACCUAGAGAAGUGUAGAUGGACCCCUAUUGCCAUGCUGGCAAUUAUGCGCGCCGGCGGUGCGUUUGUACUGAUGGAUCCCGCACAUCCCUUGGAUCGUCUAAAACUCAUUCAUAGCCAGCUGGAUGCCCCUGUUUUACUAACAUCUGCGUCGCUAUCGCCUGCCGCGUUAAAUAUCACUUCAACUGUCAUUCUUCUAGAUAGUACUGAAUGGCAAGAACCGGUGGGUAAUAGAUCAACAAAAGCCGAAGUGUGGAGGGCAUCUAUCGUCCAACCAAAAAACAAACUAUAUGCAGUGUUCACCAGCGGUACCACUGGCGCCCCUAAGGGCGUCGUUGUUGAGCAUGCGGCAUGCCUUACAAGCAUGCAAGCACUCAUAGAGCCUAUGGGUAUAAAUAGGAACACACGGGCUCUUCAGGUAGCUUCCUACGCCUUCGAUGUUAGUGUCUCUGACCAUCUAGCAACAUUCCUUGCUGGUGGCUGUCUCUGUAUCCCACAAGUUUCUCAGAGGGAAAACAACCUUGCGCUAGCUAUGAAAAGCCUUGGGGCAAACUACAUGCAUAUUACCCCCUCGCUGGCCGAGCUUCUGAAGCCAGAGGAUAUUCCUGGGCUAGGUACUCUGGUGCUUAGCGGGGAGCCGAUGACUGCAGGUCUAGUAACCACAUGGGCUAGCUCGGUAAAGCUAAUCAACGCAUAUGGACCGGCGGAAUGUUCCGUUGACUGCUUCGUCAAUGCCUCUAUUAUGGAUACGACAGAUCACUCCUGCAUAGGCUUUGCUACCGGUAGCGUUGGCUGGGUUGUUGAGCAGGAUAAUCACGACAAGCUGGCUCCAAUUGGCACAGUUGGUGAACUUGUAGUCGAAGGCCCAAUAUUGAGUCGCGGCUAUUUGAACGAUGAACGGAGCACUUCUGCCGCCUUUAUCCAAGAUCCAGCGUGGGUUCGCCAGUUUACCAUCGAAGCUAGUCCACGGAGGAUGUACAAAACGGGGGAUCUUGUUCAGUAUAAUUCGGGCAAUGGAUCAAUGCGUUAUAUUGGCCGCAAAGACACGCAAGUCAAAGUAAGGGGGCAACGGCUUGAGCUAGGAGAAAUUGAACAUCAUUUAAAGGAGUGUUUUGCAGAGGCUACACGUCUAAUGGUGGAUCUCAUUGUUCCAAUCACUGACGAUGAAAGACCUGUCUUGAUGGCAUUUAUCGAAAUUCCAAGUGAGUAUGACGAUCUUCAGGGCAAAAAUCCCCAUGAUCUCUUCAACCUGCCUAGUGAUACGUUCCGGGCAAAGGUGCAGGGAGUGAUAGCUCAGCUGCGCAAGAAGCUUCCGCCCGCCAUGGUGCCGAUAAUCUUUAUCCCCAUGGCGAAGAUCCCUCUCUCAGCUUCUGGCAAAACGGAGCGAACGGCUGUGAAACAAGCUGCCUCCCGUCUUGCACGGGAAGAAAAAAGACGCUACAUUGUAGCAAGCAAAGUCAAGCGGACCCCGGCCACUGACAAGGAGCGACUCAUCCAGUCCAUCUCUGGCCGUGUGCUGAAAGUACCAAUCGAGGAUAUUGGAAUGGAUGAUACCUUUUUCGAGCACGGAGGAGACUCAAUCUCAGCGAUACGGUUUGUUGGGGAUGCCCGUCAGGCCGGUUGGACCGUGCAGGUGGCGGAUAUCUUCGACCAGCCAACCCUUGGAGCAUUAGCUGGAAAGUUACAGCGCAGUGAAGGCGACUCGGCAGCACGCCCAAUCCCUCCGUUCCUUCUUCUAUCGAAUGACACAGAACGGGCCCGACUUCGUUCGCUUGUAGCCAGCUCAUGUUCUAUACCUACUAGCCAGGUUCAAGAUAUCUAUCCCGCAACCGCACUCCAAGCUGGGUUACUGGCAUUGAGCUUAAAGCGACGGGGUGCCUACCAGGGCUAUUUCCCAGUGCGGCUGCCACCCAAUGUUGACCUCAAUAGCCUAAAGAGGGCCUGGGAAUCCACUGUGGAGGCAAAUGCCAUCCUACGCACCCGGCUGGUCCAAGAUGCCGACGGGCAGAUGUACCAGGCAGUCCUGGAUUCCAAAGUUGAGUGGCCCAAGGCAGCUGAGCUUGAUCAGUACAUCAAACUAGAAGCUACUCUACCAAUAAGCCUGGGAGGGCCGCUAGCGAGAGCUGCUAUCGCCCAAGAUUCUAAGCAAGGUGGGUGGUAUCUAGUCGUAACGCUGCAUCACGCACUAUACGACGGAUGGUCCAUCCCACUCCUGAUCCAAGAUCUACAAACAGCUUAUCUUGGCCAGGUGUUAUCCCCACGUCUGUUUAACGGGUUCGUGUAUUAUAUUUCCGCAACUGAUGAUGCUGCGAUCUCUGGAUUCUGGAAAAGUGAGUUUCAGAGCAUUGCUUGUGGACAGUUCCCGCCGCUACCAUCAGUAUAUUAUGUUCCAACAAUAGAUGGCUUCCUUGAACAUGAACUCACUCUCGGUGAGCUGUCCUCGGAUUUUACCAUUUCCACCAUUUUGCGCUUAGCUUGGGCAACGGUGAUCUCUAGCUAUAGCAGCUUGGACGAGGUAGUUUUUGGCACCACCGUCGCUGGACGAAGCGCUCCAGUUCCAGGCAUUGAGGACAUGACGGGUCCAACAAUUGCAACAGUGCCCAUCCGCGUUCACGUCGAUCCCAAUAUGCGUAUACAAGAUGCGCUGGGAUAUAUCCAAACUCGUGGAACGCAAAUGAUACGAUUCGAGCAGGCAGGACUCCAGUUCAUUCGCUCUCUGAGCUCUGAGGCAGCUCUGGCUUGUCAGUUCCAGAGUUUGCUUGUGGUCCAGACAGUGGAUGAGGAAAAUCUCGAACCGUCGGACUUCUCUGUGGCCUACGAGUAUGGAUAUGACGAAAGGGCAUUCUCCUCGUAUGCCAUCAACGUAACAUGCGAACUAGCUCCCUCGUCAAUCAAGUUCCGAGUUGCGUUUGAUAGCCACAUCACCGAGCCCCCUGUGAUGCAGAUGAUGGUGUACCAGCUGUCCCAUGCCAUUUCACGAAUCGUGGAUGACGCUAUGUUUGUGAGGGAUCUGAAGGAGAUUAGUCCACAGGGCAUGCAAAAUCUUCUAGAGUGGAAUGGCCAGCUCCCACCACCAGUCCAGGCUUGCAUCCAUGAUUUAAUUUUGUCCUAUAGCGAGAGUACGCCGGAUGCCAUCGCCGUAGACGCUUGGGAUGGGAGGUUGACAUACCGCGAUCUGGACUCGCUCUCUUCUUGCUUAUCCAGCCACCUACUGUCCGUAGCCCAAAUGAAGCCGGAGAUUAUUGUCCCUAUUUUGAUAGAGAAGUCUAUGAACACGGUAAUUGCGCUGCUUGGUGUGAUGCGGGCUGGCUGUGCAUUUCUUCUGUUGGACCCUUCCCAGCCAGCCGCCCGUCUAAGAUCGCUCUGCGAAGCAGUGGAGGCAAAGAUUAUCGUAUCCUCAGCGAAAAAUGUAGAUCUGGCAUCUACCAUAGCCCUAGAAGGACAUGUGGUAGUGUGCUCACAGCAGAGCCUUGCCUCCCCUAAUCCCCUUAGAAGACGGAUCCGAUCAGACCCAGUUUCUAAUUCUAGACAAAUCGCCUAUUGCGCCUUCACAAGUGGAUCCACAGGUAUACCAAAGGGUAUACUCGUCGAACAUGCCUCCUUCUGUACUGGCAACAUGGCGGUUGGGCGGCUCAUCGGUAUGGACCGGAAUACACGAGCCUUCCAAUUCGCGUCUUAUGCAUUCGAUGUCAGCAUCACCGAUCACCUACUUCCUUUAAUGCAUGGGGGCUCAGUGUGUAUUCCAUCCAGCGAGAGUGCUAAGGACAACCUUCCCGCUUCUUUGAGGGAAUCGGGCGCAAAUUUCGCAGAAUUAACACCAUCUGUGGCUAGAAUGCUUGAUGUAAGCGACAUAUCUGGCCUACAGACCCUUAUCAUGAGUGGCGAGAGCAUGACCCAAGCAGAUGUUGAGAAGUGGCAGGGCAAGGUCGGCCUUGCUAAUCUUUACGGGCCUGCAGAGUGCUCCUGUGUUGCGACUGGGCAAUACCCAGUAAACAUAAACCAAUCUCCUCAGCUGCUCGGUGAGGGCAUGGGGUGCAUUUGUUGGAUUGUAGAUCCUACCGAUGACGAGCAGCUGGUUCCAAUCGGCGCGAUAGGUGAGUUGGUUAUCGAGGGUCCAAUUGUUGGACGGGGGUAUCUCAAUGCGCCGGAGCAGACAGCAUCUGUCUUCGUGCCAUCAAUGCGAUGGCUCCAACAAAUUCGCGGGGGAGUAGAUCGCGUGUACAAAACGGGCGAUCUUGUGCAGCUGCUACCUGCUGGAGGUUUAAAAUACAUUGGCCGCAAAGAUCUCCAGGUAAAAGUUCACGGUCAACGGAUUGAGCUAGGCGAAGUCGAACAUCAUGUACAUCGUCUGUUCCCCCACGCGACCAACGUUGCAGCAGAGGUUCUUCACCCAGACGAGCAACAGGGCACAUCUAUCCUUACAGCUUUCCUGGAAGUUCCUCAUUUACAGGAAUUCUCCAAUGGCCAUUCAUUAUCUGCGGAGACUAGGAUCCUUCAAGCAACAGCACAGUUCCUUGCCGAUGUGCAGAGCAUCCGAUCUAAACUGCGGGAGCUGAUUCCGCCCUACAUGAUUCCCACCCUUUUCCUACCGGUGAAUCAUAUUGCGCUGACCCUAUCCGGAAAGGUGAACCGUGGGAUGCUGCAGAAUUUGGGGAAAAAUCUGAGCCGCAAUGAUAUCAAGGCGUUCGUCAGCGGGAGUAGUAGGCCCAAGCGAGCACCGGAAACGGAAAUGCAACGGGCUCUAGUGAUGCUUUGCGCGAAGGUCCUGAAUCUUCCUCCCGAGGGAAUUAGCAUUGACGACAGCUUUCUCGCGCUCGGGGGUGACUCGAUCAGUGCCAUGUCGCUCGUAGCGCGUGCGAGAAUGCGUCAACUUGUCAUGGCAGUCGAUAGCGUAUUGACCCAAAACACGAUUGAGAAGCUGGCAUUAUGUGUCAAGUCCACCGCCGUGCUGCCUUCACAGCAAGCCGAAGAGCUAGAUGUCCCUUUUGCCUUGUCUCCGAUCCAGCAAAUGUUCUUCGAGGUCGUGCCGCCAGAGUCCCGCAAUCACUAUAAUCAGAGCUUCUUCGUCUCGCUCGCGACGCGAGUUUCGGCAAAUGAAUUGGAGGCUGCCGUUCGGGAGAUGACUAAGCGUCACGUGAUGUUCCAAGCCCGAUUUGGUAAAGACGACGACAGUGGAUGGACGCAGCGCAUCACGACUUCUUCCAAUGUCACUUCUGGCAUAUCAUCAUAUCUAUUCAAAACCCACGAAGUCCCUGACCUUGCUUUUAUUGAGCCUCAUGCAGCAGCGGCUCAACAGAGCCUGGAUAUCGAAUGCGGCCCUUUGCUAGCGGUUGAGCUUUACCAAGUCCAUAACCAAGGACAGUACAUUCUCCUGGUAGCACAUCACCUUGUGGUAGACCACGUCUCAUGGAGGAUUAUUCUCAGCGACCUAGAAGAGAUCUUGGAAGCAUCUCUAACUUCUAGCACUAUUACCCCUGUCGAAUCGUCGCUGUCAUUCCAGACGUGGUGCCAUCUCCAAGCCCAGCAUGCCCGUGAACACUUACCUCCCCAGAAGGUCUCUCUGGCACCGCCUAACGAGCACGAUGCUGGCUCUUCAGGGUCGACAGCCUUCCUGGAUUAUUGGAGAUUGACAGGACAAUCCAACACAUACUUAGAUGUUGCCACUAUCAGCUUCGCUUUGGACGCGGAAGUGACUGGGAGCCUUCUCGGUAAUGCUAAUGAUGCUUUGCAGACCAAGCCUGUGGAGAUCAUUCAGGCUGCGCUUAUAUUCUCAUUUAUGAAAAAUUUCCCUGACCGGGACCCGCCCACUAUUCAUAGCGAAGGCCACGGAAGGGAAGUAUGGGAUGCCUCCAUCGACCUGUCACGAACAGUAGGAUGGUUCACCACCAUCUGGCCUACUCCAACAACCGUGGAAGUGGCUCAUAGUCUCAUUGAAGUGGUAAAGCGCACCAAAGAUAGCCGACGACAAGUCAGAAGCAAUGGAUGGGCCUAUUUUGCAUCACGAUAUCUACAUCCAGAUGGUCGCAGCCAGCUGUCACUAGAUGUGCCUCUAGAGAUAAUAUUUAAUUAUGCUGGGUCAUUCCAACAGCUGGAACAGCAGCAGGGACUAUUUCACACCGCGGAUACCCCGUUUAGACAGCUUGAUGUAGCCGCUAGUGCCCCCAGGUUUGAACUGCUUGAGGUUUCAUCCGUAGUUACCUGUGGGCAGCUGCAGGUGGAAAUCUCAUAUCAUAAAGCUAUGCCACAAGCUCGUAUUAAGCAGUGGGGUUCGUCCUUUGAAUCUGCGCUGAGCGAGGCCAGUGUGACUCUCUCGUCAAUGCAGAAGCAAUUUACGCUCGCUGACUUUCCUCUUCUACAAAUCGGCUACAGCGAUUUGGAGCAUCUAGUCGAAAGAGUCGCUGUCGUGACGGGAGUACAUGAUAUAACAGAGAUCGAGGAUGCCUACCCAUGUUCAAGCAUUCAGCAGGGUAUGCUUCUCAGUCAAGCUAAGGAUGCAGCUCAGUACGUUACCAGUACUACGUGGGAUAUUCAAAGAAUGGACGGCAUUGAUAUUGACUGCCUCAUUCGUUCAUGGGAUAAGGUGGUCAAUAACAAUCCCAUUCUUCGCACGAUCUUCGUGGAAAGCAGCUCAGGUCAGCUCUGGGAUCAAGUGGUACUAAAUCACGCAGCUGGUAAGGUCAUUCUUCUUGACCUUGGUAGUAGUAUAAAUUCUUCAGCCCCGCGGAGGCCCGGGGAUGUCACAGCAUCCCGCCCUUGGCAGCUGAUCAUAGCUCGUGCGAGUGAUGCGCUACUUUGUGAGCUUCGCAUCCUUCAUGCUCUAGUCGAUGGCCUUUCAAUGAAUGUACUUGAACAGCAGCUGGCUUGUGCUUAUGAAGGCCAAACAUUCCUCGAACCCGUGGCAACUCUGAAAGAUUAUAUCUCUUACGUUCAAGAUCUUCCUAACGGAGCGGCCACGGAGUUCUGGGCCACAUACCUAGAGGGGUCAGACCACUGUAUCCUCCCUACCCUGAAUCAUACGCAAGACCUUAAUUAUGAGGCUUCGGUGGCACAUGUCACCCGGAAACUUGAUAACCUUCAUCCAUUACAAGACUUCUGCGCAGAGAAUGGGGUCACUCUGUUCAACCUUGUUCAGCUCGCUUGGGGCUUGGUUCUAAGAACAUACACCGCAUCUGAUGCUGUCUGCUUUGGCUACAUAGUCACUGGCCGAAAUAUGCCAAUUUCUGGAAUGGACAAUGCUAUUGGCCCCUUCAUUAAUAUCCUCGUAAGCAGAAUGCAGUUGGCUGGUAGCAACUCUAUAACAGAUCUGGUUCAGUUAAUUCACUCCGACUUCCUGCAAGGGCUGACCCACCAGCACACCUCACUUGCUGAGAUAUAUCAUUCUUUGGACAUUUCAGCCCGUGGGCUUUUCAAUACCGCGGUAUCGCUUCAGACCAAAUCCGAACAACGAACGACCAACCAUAACUCUGGACUUUUAAUGCGUACAGUCAGUAGCGAUGACCCGACAGAGUAUGACCUUACAUUAAACAUUGCCGUAUCUAAAGACCACAUGGAAUUUGCACUUUGGUACUAUGAGCAUUCAUUCACACCGAGUCAGGUCCAUGAUCUCGCGGCUGCCUUUGAAAAGGCCUUAUUGAGUUCCGUCGCAUCAUCGAAUGCAAAGGUUCGGGAUGUCGAUCUUUUGAGCGAGAAUCAUAUUCAGUGGUUACGUUUGCGGAACAUGGUUCUCCCCGAGGCGCGAGAGGAGUGUAUACAUGAAGUCAUCGAGCCGUUUUUCUUUUCUACCCCCUCGGCCCAGGCUGUUUGCGCGUGGGAUGGUGAUUUCUCGUAUGCAAAGCUGGACAUAUUGUCAUCCAGCUUAUCUCGCGUUUUAAUUCACCGUGGUGUCCAGCCGGAGACAUAUGUAACCAUACACCACGAGAAAUCUAGGUGGACACCUGUGGCCAUGCUUGCAGUCCUCCGUGCUGGCGGCGCCUUUACCCUUCUUGACCCUUCGCUCCCCCUAGCACAUAAGCAGACCAUCUGUGCUGAACUUGGGUGUGAGAUCAUGAUCUCCUCUAAAACAGUUGAGGAUGUCUCCUCCUUGGUCAAAGAAGUUAUCAUGAUUGGCGACGGUGAAGAUAAGAUGUGGACUGUGCCAUCCUCAGAGUUCAUACUACCAUCGAAAGCCCAGCCCACACAUGCAGCAUAUGCAGUUUUCACGUCUGGCUCGACUGGGAAGCCCAAGGGUGUUGUUAUCGAUCAUUCCUCAUUCUGCACCAGUGCUACAGCCCAGCAUCAGGCUCUAUCUAUUGACAGUUCUACUCGUGUUCUACAGUUUUCUGCCUACUCUUGGGAUGUGAGUAUCAUGGACCAACUGGCAACGUUUAUGGCGGGUGGCUGCGUGUGCAUACCCUCAGAAUCCCAGCGAGUGGAUGCACUGACUGAGGCUAUUCAACAAUAUGGUGCUAACUGGAUUCACACAACGCCGCCGGUCGUUCGUUUACUCGACCCUGACCAAGUCUCAUCAUUGCAAGUCGUGACCCUUAUUGGUGAAACCCCCUCAUUCGAUGAUAUAAAGAUGUGGCGAGGUAGGGUAUCUCUUCGGGAAACAUUUGGUCCGACCGAAUGUUCGGUCUUGGCCAUGGUGAAUCCAGAUAUUUCAUCUGAUCCGAGAAAUAUCGGCCGUGAGAGUGGUUGUGUCUGCUGGGUUGUUGAUCCAGAAGACCAUAAUAAGCUGGUACCGAUCGGCGCAAUUGGAGAGAUUCUCAUCGAAGGACCAAUUCUUGGCCGCGGUUAUUUAAAUGACCCCAUAAAAACAUCAGCAGCAUUUAUUAAAAAUCCAGCAUGGACAAAGAAGUUCCGUACCAAGCAGACUGUGCGACUCUACAAGACAGGGGAUUUGGCUUAUUAUUGCCCAGACGGGUCUAUCCGUUUUUUCCGGCGCAAGGAUACCCAAGUCAAGCUUAGGGGUCAACGCAUCGAACCUGGUGAAGUUGAGCAUCAUAUAUCAACCAAUUUUGACGGCGCAGAACGUGUCGUAGUGGAUGUUCUUGCAUUGGAAUUGGAAGCUUCUCGCUCAUUUUUGGUUGCCUUUGUCAAGUCCACGAGCCUAGGUAUCAGCAACGAUGUCGGCGUUGCUAAUGAUCUCUUCGCUCCUCCAAGUACAGAGUUCUCCAUACAGGCGUCCCUCACUCAAUCCCGUCUGCAAAGCCAACUGCCCAAGCACAUGGUGCCCACAAUUUUUCUACCUUUAAACUGGGUCCCUCUGACCAGCUCUUGCAAGACAGAUCGUCGCCUGCUGAAACGAAAAGCAGCUACCCUUACUCGGAGUGAGCUAGAAAUAUACAUGCACACCAGCGCGUCAGCCAAGCAAGUUCCCACGACUGAAAUGGAACACAAGUUACUACCGCUCUGUGCUGAGGUGCUGAAUCUUGCUUCGGAUAUGAUAGGAACCAAUAAUGACUUUUUCCAUCUGGGCGGAGAUUCCAUUUCUGCCAUGCAGCUGGUUGUGCAAUGUCGCCGAAUCGGCAUUUCCAUUGGUAUGGAGGACGUAUUUCGACACCGCACCCUUGCCGGGAUUGCCCGUCAUGCUCAAUGUGAACGUAGCAGCACUAUUGAGUUGGCUGUGGAAAAGAUUGAUAAGCCAUUCCCCUUGUCUCCAAGCCAGCAACUCCUUUUCCAAUAUUCUCCCCAGGGUUGUGAUUCUUCCAAUCAAGGUGUUAUCAUCAACAUCGCCCAAAAAACUGAAACCCACCGCUUGCAAGGAGCCAUAAAGGCCAUCGUUGAGCGCCAUUCUAUGAUUCGUGCUCGGUUUAACCAGGACUGCCAUGGUUUCUGGACGCAGCGCAUCACAUCUCAAACAAACGAGUCGUACAAAUUCCAGCAUUUGAACAUUUCGAGUGAGAAUGAAUUGAUUCAGGAGCUGCAAAAGGCGCAGGGGUGUAUUAAUAUCCAGCACGGCCCCCUGCUGGUGGCAGAAUAUGUGCAACUUGAUGAAUAUGUGCAACUUGAUGGGCAAGGAGAUGGCUGUCUCAUUCUUGUUGCCAAUAGUCUUGUUGUUGACCAGUCUUCGUGGCGUAUUAUACUUGGUGACUUAGAGACGAUGUUGAGCAAUAACAACAAGCUCCCUGAAUUGGCCCCAGCACCAGUAUUUUACCCGGCUUGGUGCGAAUUGCAGGCGGAUUCCGUGGCCAGGUACUCUCGUACCGAAAACAGGCGUCUUUCUCACUUUAGUGAAGAAAUCCCGAAAGUAUCCCCACUUGAGUUUUGGGGUAUGGAAGGUCGUCUAAAUCAGGCCAAACAUUCCAUAACUAUUACAUCUACGAUUGACCAUCCCACCACAAAUCUGCUUUUGGGAAGCUCCAACAAGGCAUUUCGCACUCGGCCUGCCGAGGUUCUCCAUGCGGCAUUAGUCCAUUCUUUCCUUCAGGUGUUCGUGGACCGGGAUCCUCCCAUCAUGUAUAACGAACUUUCCGGUCGAGAACUUGUAGAUGGGUCGAUUGAUACUUCACGGACGGUUGGUUUGUUUACUACAAUCCAUCCUACCCCAGUAAAUCUCGACAAUUGUUACGAUAUGGUGGAGAUGGUACGUCGCACGAAAGAUGCACAACGCAAAGCUCCUACAAAUCGCUGGGCUUCCUUCAGCCCGCACUACAGGGAUUCAUCGGACUCUGGGUGCUUGCCAGAGCCAUUUGAAGUCAUUUUCCACUUCGAAGGGCUCGAAGAUCAGCGAGAAGAUGAUCAUUUGAUCCAGAAAAUUAUCAGAUCUCCAUUUUCUGAAAUUCAAGCAACUGAUAUAGCGUCAGAGGCACCGCGCCUCGCGCUCAUUGACAUUUUGGCUGUUACUUUCCAAGGAGAGUUGGUGACUUACUUCACCUUCAAUAAACAUAUGAAACAUCACAAUUUGCUGAGACGCUGGGUUGAUGAGUAUCAAAAGUCAGUCACUAGCGCAAUUAUUGAUCUACCAAAUGCUCCUCGAGCAUAUUCACUUAGUGACUUUCCCCUACUUAAAACCACAUACGAAGGCCUUGAUGCAUUUGUUGUCAGAGUCCAGGAUCAAAUUGGUCCCCAGGCGGGAGAGAGCAACCACUUGAUCGAGAAUGCAUACCCAUGCUCUCCCAUUCAACGAGGAAUCCUUCUCAGCAAGCUGAAAGAUGAUGAUUUGUACACCCCUCACUUUACUUGGAAGCUUCAAGCUACGAGGCAUAACCCCAUUGAUAUGAAUCGGCUUCGUGGAGCAUGGAAACAGGUCCUCGAUCGUCAUCCUAUUUUCCGAACCGUUUUCGUACAGAGCAGUUUGCAUAUGGAAUACUACAGCCAGGCAGUCAUGGCCUCAACACCGGACAACAUUACUAUCCUACAGUCUGAUGAUGAGAACGUGAUAGACUUGAUCAGUGACUAUCGUUCAGCGCGCAUGCACCGAGAUCAAGCUUCUCUCUGGCACCUCGUUUUAUGUCAAGGCAAGACAGGUGAUACUUUCUGUGACUUGAAAGUCAGCCACACCUUGAUUGAUGGAACAUCCUUAGCCGUUCUAAUACGAGAAGUGCAAUUAGCAUAUGACAAGUCGCUUCCUGCAGGUGAUGGGCCACCUUAUAGUGACUAUAUAGAGUAUUUACAAUCUACUCCGAAGGACACCAUCAUCAAUUACUGGAAAAAGCAGCUUUCAACAAUCUCGCCAUGCAUGUUCCCCAAGAUGAAUACCACCAGGAGACCAUCUUCAGUAAAUGGUACCAAGCGGAAACUGCGCUGUGCAGAACUCGAGAUUGAGGAUGCCUCCACUAUCUACGAGUUUUGCAAGGACUAUGGAUUUACCAUCUCUAACAUCCUACAAGUGGCCUGGGCUCUUAUUUUGCAGUGCUAUACCACCUCAGAAUCCGUCUGCUUUGCAUAUGUCUCAUCUGGCCGCGACGUCCCCGUGCAAAACAUUGAAAGAGCUGUUGGUCCUUUCAUAAACAUUUUAAUCAGCCACAUUUCCCUAUUGUCUGAUUUACAGCUGCUCGAUGUGUUACGGGCUAAUCAAGAUGCGAACAUUAACAACUUGAAAUAUCAGAACUGCUCCCUCGCAGAGAUAUUCCAUGGCAUGCCCUUGGGCGCAACUGAACUGUUUAACUCCAGCAUGUCCGUGCAAAACAGGAAUUCAGACCAUGACUCCUUUAGUUCGUCAUUGGAGUUCUCGGUAAUUGAUGGGGAGGACCGAACAGAGUAUGACAUCGCUAUACAUGCUCUCAUAGACAAGCAAGGGGUAUCUCUUUCGCUUGAUUACUGGGAGGACGAGUACAUAUCUGCUGAGCAAGCCAAACAGCUUCUACGCACGAUGAGAGAAGCAGUACUGAGCAUCGCGGCCCAUCCCAAGGUCAACAUCGGACAGGUUUGUCUCCUGAGCUCUGAGGAUCAGCUUCAACUCAACGAAUGGAACAAAGCCGUUCCUAUUGCCCUUAGUGCUUGUGUGCAUGACCUCAUUGAGCAGCACUUCCAAUCUAGUCCCCUCUCGCUGGCGGUUCACUCCUGGGACGGCGACCUGUCCUACCAAGAUUUGGACCGUCUCUCAUCCGGACUUGCUACACAUCUCAUGGAUUUGGGAAGCCAACCAGAAACAUAUAUUCCUUUGUUGUUUGAAAGGUCCAUGUGGGCCGUCGUUGCGAUGCUUGCCGUCAUGAGGUCUGGCGCAGCGUUUAUUCUUCUCGACCCAUCUAGCCCCACAGGCCACCUGGAGCAAGUCUGUGCACAUGCAAAGGUCAAUAUUAUUGUCAGCUCGACGACCAAUAAAGCAAUACUGCAUCACCUUCCAGCCCAUAUUGUGGUGGUGGACAAGGAAGCUGAGUGCCUCUGGCCGUCCCGCGUAGCAAUUCCUUCUAUUGCAAAACCCCAAAAUGCUUUAUCUGCCAUCUUCGCCUCUGAGUCUACUGGCAAGCUGAGUGGACUCAUUGUUGAACAUGCCUCCUUUUGUUCGGCUGUGGAGGCGAACAAGGGGCCUCUACGAAUAGAUGGUAACACUCGAAUGUUUCAAUUUGCCUCACAUGCAUCAGACAUGAACAUCGGUGAUUACUUGAUGGCACUUACCCAGGGAGGUUGUGCGUGCAUUCCUUCUCAAUCCCAGCUGGAUGAUGUAGCAAAGGCUAUAUGUACUUUGGAUGCUAACUGGGUAUCCCUCACGCCUUCGGUGGCCCGCCGUAUCGAUCCUUCAAGCGUGCCCAGUUUGAAGACGGUUUAUAUUGGAGGGGAGCCCACAACCUGCCCAAGUGAGGUUCGGUGGAGCAAUUUUGUCCAUUUGGUCGAAGGCUAUGGUCCUGUCGAGCUCUCAGUCCGUUGUACGAUCAAAUCCAACACUGUUGGCACAUAUGAUCCGCGCAAUAUCGGCGUUGGGACAGGUGUAGUGUGUUGGAUUGUUGAUCCUUCAAAUCAUCAAAGGCUCCUCCCUCCAGGUGCGAUCGGCGAACUAGUUAUUCAAGGCCCCAUUCUUGGUCGUGGCUAUCUUAAACACCCAGACCAUGGUAAUACGUCUUUUAUUGAAGCUCCAAUAUGUUUGCAACAACAUACACCAAGUGUUUCUAGUCAGGUAUACAAGACAGGUGACCUGGUUCGGUACCAACCCGAUGGGUCGAUCCUGUAUAUUGGACCUAAGGAUACCCCAGCCAAAAUUCAAGGUCAGCGUUUAGACCUUGAAGAAAUUGCCUAUCAUAUUCAGAAAUAUUUUCCCCAGGGCAAGGACGUUGUUGCUGAUGUGAUACGACCCGGUAAUGGGAAUGAGAAACCAAUAUUGGCCGCAUUCAUCAGCCACUCCUUUAGCCCUGUCGCUGGUGCUUCUGGCAAAGUCACCUUUGUAGGACCAUCGACUCCUUUCCAGAUUGCUGUUGUCACAGCGCAAACCCAACUCCAAGAGGUGUUGCCUCCUUUCAAAGUUCCUACAGCAUUCCUUCCUUUAGAAGGGAUUCCACUCGAUGCUGUUGGAAAGGUGGACCGCAGACUUCUACGGGACGCUGCUUCAAAUCUCUCACAGGAGCAGAUUGAUGCGUACAUCAAUAUCUCUCCUCUUAGCAACCAAGGAGAUAUUCCCCUGAGCGAGCUUGAAGAAUCAUUGCAAACUUGUAUUGCACGUGUGCUCAACAAAGCUCCCACCUAUGUAGGCUUAGACGAUAACUUUUUCCGCUUUGGAGGAGAUUCUAUCAGUGCGAUGAUUCUUGUUAGUCAAUGUCGCCAGCAAGGGAUGGCAGUAACUGUUGCAGAUAUCUUUCGUCACAAAACAAUUCGCCGAUUAGCCUCCCAUAUUCAAUCUGUCAAGGUGACAGCAACGGAUAUCAAGGAAACUGUUGGAACGGUAUUCGAUCUCUCCCCAAUUCAACAGGCUUUCUUUGAUAGAGUCCCAGACGGCCUAAACAAUUUCAGCCAGAGCUUCCUAGUCAAGCUCAGAAAACCGAGGGGCUCCAUUGGGGCUGCUUUAGCGACAAUAGUGAGAAGGCACACAAUGCUCCGCGCCCGAUUUCUAAAGAAAGCUGGAGCUUGGGUACAAAUGGUUACUAGGGACAUUGAGUCUUCGUAUCGCUAUCGGGACCUAACAGAGUCUAAUAUAGAGACGCCGAGGAAGUGUUUCGUGGAAAGCCAGGCAGCCCUUAACUUCACGCAGGGUCCAAUGUUGGUGGCAGACCAAAUAGCCGUAGGUAACAAUCAGUACCUAUUUCUUGCUGCGCACCAUCUCGUCAUUGAUUUUGUCUCGUGGCGAAUCGUUUUGAAUGAUCUCGAGAUGUUACUAGCGGGGGAGUCGCUGCCUCCUCUAUGCUCAUUGCCCUUCCAAGUCUGGUGCCGUUUACAAGCCGAAUAUACGAAAAAACAUCUGAUACCAUCAAAGACGCUUCCAUUACUAUCGAGUACUCCUGAUAUUGAGCUAAAUAUUGAAGAAUACUGGGGCCUACCCAAGAGUUCGAACAUCCAUGCAGACGUGAUAUCUACCAAAUUCACCGUCGACCCUCACAUCACGAAGCUGCUUCUUGGACCUGCAAACAGGGUACUACAGACCAGACCUCUUGAGCUUCUACACGCUGCAAUCCUCCUUUCAUUUAUCAAGUCAUUCCCAGAUCGUCCACCCCCAAUGAUAUAUCAGGAAGGCCACGGAAGGGAACCUUGGGAUAGUUCCGUGGAUGUCUCGGGAACUGUGGGUUGGUUCACAACCAUCUGGCCUGCGCUUAUCCGCACCACCGCGGCCUCCAGCUUUAUGGAUGUGGCCCGACUUACAAAAGACAUUCUGCGCCAGACACAAGCCAACGGUUGGAGCUACUUUACGGCUCGCUAUUUGCAUCCAGAGGGAAAUAAAAGACUUACUCUCAAAGAACCCAUGGAGAUCCUUGUGAACUAUCAUGGAGGCUAUCAUAGUCUAGAGGGCAAAGACACCAUCCUUCAAGUCACAUCUGAUAUUUCAGACAUUCCGGUUGGGGUGCAUCCACAGAUGCCAAGGGGGACGAUAUUUGAUAUCGAGAUUUGGGGCUCUGGGGAUACUUUGGAGUUCGACUUCACAUAUAACAAGCAUUCACUGCGCCAAACGUCCAUCCAGGGCUGGGUAUUCGCUUGCCAGGCCCUCCUUAUAACUGCCGCCGAGGAGUUGCACGAUGCUUCUCACAAAGCUACCUCCAGCAACGUCCCCCAACCCUCACUGAGCUGCCCUGAACUCUCCCAUCCUUUGCACCAUUCUUAUCAUAUGGACAUUGACCCAUCCUCCGUGCAAGAAGUCUAUCCUUGCUCGCCCGUACAACAAGGUAUUUUCUUGAGCCAGGGGCGGGACAAUAAACUAUACACUACCAGAACAGUCUGGAAAGUCUCUAUUCCAGAUUCACGCGCACCCAUAUCUAUCAAUGAAGUUCAACAAGCGUGGGGCUACAUCGUGAUGAAAUACUCAGUACUUCGUACCAUUAUCACUGAGAGCCCUUCCCGCGACAGGCUCCACGAUCAACUGGUUAUCAAUCACGGAGCGGGUAAAGUUAUUGUCUUGGAUUCAGUUGAUUGCGCGCCGGAACCCAUAGGGGCACUCCCCUGGCAAUUUAUUAUCAAGCGAGCAAGUGAAAUAGAGAUUCUCUGUGAACUUGCCAUUAACCACUCGCUAGUCGACGGUAUUUCCAUUCGUGUCCUUGGCACCGAAUUGAGUAACCUGAUUAAUGGCAAGGCCCUUGACUCUCAAGCUAUGCCUUACAAGGACUACAUUUCUUACCUGAAAUCUAUCCCCCGCCAGCAGGUUGCCGAUUACUGGAAGGAGUACCUCCGUGAUGUCACUCCAACGCUAUUUCCUAGCUUGAACGAAUCUUCUGAGGGUCAAUUACACUUCGUGACUCGCACCAUUGACGCAAGGCGCAUCAAAUAUUUCUGCGAGACAUAUGGAUCGACGUUAUCCAACGUAAUACAAGUAGCUUGGGCGUUGGUCUUGCGCUGCUACACCGGCACAGGCGACAUUUGUUUUGGAUAUUUAACAUCUGGGCGAGACAUUCCGCUCACAGGCAUUGAAAAUGCGGUGGGCCUGUUUAUCAAUCUGCUGGUUUGCCGCCUACAGUUGGAUAGUGACCUCUCCAUGUUGUCACUUUUGCAGAGAAAUGAAAGCAACUUUAUUCACAGCCUUGAGCACCAACAUUGCUCGCUAGCGGAAAUCCAACAUGACUUAGGCUUGAAUCGAGAACCGCUCUUCAAUUCUAUCAUCUCUUAUCAAACUGUUCCCUCGGUGCAAGCACAAGGCCCGGGCCGAGCACCUGAUGAACAUGCUUUAGCCUUGGUAGAGACAGUAGGAGGAGAAGACCCAACUGAGUACGGACUGGUCAUCAAUGUGAAUGCCGGCCAAGAUCUCAUUAGCCUCUCCCUCAGUUUCUGGGACGUCUUCCUAGAUCCUGAACAAGGCUCUAGCCUCUGUGAUGUUUUUGUGCAGACCAUUUUGAAUAUCAUGGACAGUCCCUCAACGUCUGUCGGUGACAUCGAUUUACUUAGUCAGGAUCAGCUGAGCAUCAUUCACUCGUGGAAUGCACAACUACCACAAACCGAGGAAGUAUGUGUCCAUGACUUGAUCCUUGAUCAAUGCCGGGAUCAUCCACAAGCACCAGCGGUCUGCGCAUGGGAUGGCAACUUCAAUUACAAGGAGCUUGACCAGCUCUCUGCGCAUUUAGCGGCUCAGCUUCAGAUACUUGGGAUUGGACCGGAAAUCUUCGUGCCAUUGCUAUUUGAGAAGUCGAAAUGGGUCUCUAUAGCGAUGUGUGCAGUAAUGAGAGCCGGCGGUGCAUUCAUUUUGCUAGACGAUUCCUAUCCAGAAGCCCGUCUGCGUGAAAUUUGCGAGACCUCUCGCUCCACCCUUGUCAUUUCCUCGUCCUCCACCUAUGGUAAAGCUGCAUCAGUCGCUGAGCGAGUGGUAAUGGUUUCCCAGACUGAGGCUGUAAAAUGGAUGUCAGGCCUGGAUCCACCGUUUAUUCAUCAAAACGUCCUUCCUCAUCAUGCCCUCUACGGCGUCUUUACGUCAGGUUCGACUGGUAAAUCCAAAGGUGUGGUGAUUGAGCACUCAAGCUACGCUACAAGCGGCCUAUCACUUAAAAAACGACUGAGAGUUACGAGCCAAUCUCGAGUGUUCCAAUUUGCCUCACAUGCCUUUGAUGUGAGUAUCAGUGACUACUUGACAACCUUCAUUGCCGGUGGGUGCCUAUGUGUUCCCUCCGAAACAGAUCGAAUGAAUGACAUCCCCCACGCGGUACGAAAAUUGAAUGCGAAUUGGAUGCAUAUUACGCCAUCUGUUGCACAAAUCAUCCAUCCGUCGCAAGUAGAUGGGAUCAAGUUCUUGAUUUUAAGCGGCGAAGCUAUUAAAGCAGAAAAUAUCAAGACAUGGGGACAGUCCGUUCACCUCAUCAAUGCAUACGGGCCAGCCGAGUGCUCAGUCGACUGCGUCGUCAAUGACCGUGUGGUUUCUAGCCCUUCAAGCAUUGGAUAUGCAAGUGGCUCAGCCUGUUGGGUCACCGACAAAGAGAAUCCUGCUCGACUACUUCCCAUUGGUGCUGUUGGAGAGUUGCUCGUCGAAGGUCCCAUCGUCGGCCGCGGGUAUCUACGUAAUGAAGAACAAAAUCGCCGAGCCUUUAUUGAGCGACCUCAAUGGCUCCAGGAUUUCCGCGGCCAUGAAUCCUCUCCGAGACACAUGUACAGAACCGGAGAUCUCGUUCAGUACUUACCAGAUGGCUCCCUGAAAUAUGUUGGACGCCGUGACAAUCAAGUCAAGAUCCAUGGCCAGCGUGUUGAACUAGGGGAAGUCGAGUCUCAUCUCCGCCGUCUCUUCCCAGGAUCUCAAGACGUCGCUGCAGAAAUUCUACAACGGCCAGACUCUGCAUCCCAAAGAGUGCUCACAGCAUUUAUAAGGCGACAGGCACAUGAGUCUACGGGAGAUGAAUUUUCGAUCCUUGAAUCAAGCCAGGAGUUUCUCACAGACGUCCACAUCGCAGAAUCGCGUCUCCUUCAGAAUGUGCCUCGACACAUGGUACCAGCUAUGUUUGUUGCCGUCAAUCAUAUACCGUUGACUAGGUCGGGUAAAGUCGAUCGAGCCAAGCUGCGUAACCGAGCAACGGAGAUCUCAUGUACGGAUGGGGGCUCUGGUAGCCAACACAUCAUCCAGCGACCAUUGACCAAGAUCGAGCGCAGAAUACAAUCGAUCGUUGGCCGGGUGCUAGAGCUCAAUACAGAUGUCAUCAACGUGGACGGUGACUUUUUCCAGAUGGGUGGUGACUCCAUCACAGCCAUGCAGCUAGUAUCCCUCGCUCGUCAUGAGGGUCUCUUGUUGACUGUAAGACACAUAUUCACCGUACCGGUGCUAGCAGACCUUGCAAGAGAGAUCCAACUAACCAAGACCGUGUCGGAUUCAACGGCAACUGCCCCGGAACCUUCCAGCAACACUGAUAAUGAACUUUCCAGAGAUAUUUGUUGGGCAGAUCUACCCUUCAAGGAGGAGGAUGUGGCUGAUGUCGUUCCUACGACUUGUGUUCAGGCCUUUUCUGCAAGCCGACCGCAGAACUACUGGUUCUUGGAGAUAUCAGGGUCAUUGGACACCACUCGAUUGAAACAGGCCUGCUUAGAUCUUAUCGAAAAGCAGUCGAUCCUCAGAACUGUGUUUAUUCAAAGCGCAGGGCACACCUUACAAGUUAUCCUCCAUCAUCUACCCCUGAGCAUAAUUGAGUGCGACACCAGCGAAAAUAACCUAAGGGCAUUUGCCGAAGUGUUCAGUCGACAAGAUUCCAUCUCACAGACACUAUACGGGACGGUGCCGCUAGCCAUGACCCUGGUGAAAGGCAAUGGCGAACACCACCUGCUCAUCAUGCGUCUAUCACACGCCCAGUACGACGGUCUAUCUAUACCCAAGUUGAUGGAGAACCUCCUUGAUUUGUAUCACCAACAACCCAUCUCCAUUCCAGCGGACUUUGCGACUUAUGUACGAUACUGUGCUCGGAGUCACAACUCAGAGGCAUUCGCCUUUUGGAGAUAUCUACUCGAGGGUUCAUCUAUGACUUCUAUAUUCGACCAGCCAGUAGCAACAGGUACGUCGAAUGGUGGUUCUAUAUCACCAGCCCUAGUCGAAUCAGAGGCAACCGUGCCUUUGCCUACUCCACCUCCUGGAAUUACAUUGGCGACAGUGGUGAAGACAGCUUGGGCUAUGGCUCAAUCGAAACUCCUACAACGAUCCGAUCUUGUCUUCGGUCAACUAGUCAGUGGCCGCAACACAGGCGUCGUCGAUCUGGAAGACGUCAUCGGGCCUUGCAUCAACUUCACGCCCGUGCGGGUUCAAAUGCAGCCAGGACAGACAAUCGGCUCGCUGUUGAAGCAAGUGCAGGCUCAACACGUAAGCACAAUGCCCUUCGAAACGAUGGGACUACACGAUAUUGUCAAGAACAGCACCUCCUGGCCACCAGAAACCGACUUUGGAUCUAUAGUGCACCACCGUUUUGCCCACGAUCAAAGUACGCUGAAAUCCACCGAGCUGUCAUGCCAGAUAGAUGCGUGGUCACCAAUUUCCCUACCUGCAAUGAAUGUCUGGGUGUCUACCAUAGCAGAAAAAGAGCGGCUGAGCAUCAAUAUCUUUAGCCGCAGCGAGGUUGCGACACAGGUUCAAAUCGAUCGGUUGAUGGAGGAGUUGUCUGGCAUGCUAGCUAUUUGUAGAGAAGACGUAUGUGUGCCUCAUGCGAAUGGAGAUGGCGAGUAA